AUGGCGCAUUUUAGCAGGAAAAGAGGAGUUUUUGCUAUAGUGUUCAUGUUGAUGUACUUGAUCUCAUUAUCUUGUGCUGCUAGGCUUUCUGUUUCAAGACACAAGCUUGAGGUUGAGAAACACUUGAAAAGGGUUAAUAAACCUCCCAUUAAAAGCAUUGAGAGUGCAGAUGGGGAUAUCAUUGACUGUGUACACAUCUCUCAGCAACCAGCUUUUGACCACCCAUUCCUCAAAGAUCACAAAAUCCAGAUGAGACCUAGCUACCAUCCAGAAGGGCUUUAUGAUGAGGAAAAAAUGUCCACAAAGUCUAAAGAAAGUACUAAUCCCAUUACUCAGUUGUGGCAUAUGAAUGGAAGAUGCCCUGAGGACACUAUUCCUGUAAGGAGAACAAAAAAAGAUGAUGUUUUGAGGGCUAGUUCUGUCAAAAGGUAUGGUAAGAAGAAGCAUAGAGCCAUUCCUAAGCCCAGGUCUACAGAUCCUGACCUUACCAAUGAAAGUGGCCAUCAGCAUGCAAUAGCUUAUGUUGAAGGAGACAAGUAUUAUGGAGCUAAGGCAACUAUUAAUGUGUGGGAACCUAAGGUACAACAGUCAAAUGAGUUCAGCUUGUCUCAGCUUUGGCUUCUUGGUGGAUCUUUUGGUGAAGAUCUAAACAGCAUUGAAGCUGGUUGGCAGGUUAGCCCUGACCUCUAUGGUGACAAUAACACAAGACUCUUCACUUAUUGGACUAGUGAUGCAUAUCAAGCAACAGGCUGCUACAACCUUCUUUGCUCAGGUUUCAUUCAAGUAAGCAGUGCAAUAGCAAUGGGAGCAAGCAUUUCACCUGUUUCAGCCUAUAGAAAUUCCCAAUAUGAUAUAAAUAUUCUUAUCUGGAAGGAUCCAAAAGAAGGACAUUGGUGGAUGCAAUUUGGAAAUGACUAUGUAUUAGGAUAUUGGCCAUCUUUCUUGUUCUCCUAUUUGGCUGAGAGUGCAUCCAUGAUAGAAUGGGGUGGAGAAGUGGUAAAUUCACGACCAGAUGGUAAACAUACAGCUACACAAAUGGGAAGUGGUAGAUUUCCAGAAGAAGGUUUUGGCAAGUCAAGUUAUUUCAGAAAUAUUCAAGUUGUUGACAGCUCAAAUAAUCUUAAAUCUCCAAAAGAUCUUGGCACUUUCACUGAACAAUCCAACUGUUAUGAUGUCCAAACAGGAAGUAAUGAAGAUUGGGGCCAUCACUUUUACUAUGGAGGCCCUGGUAGAAACCCCAAUUGCCAAUAAAGCUAGAAAAAAAGGUCAAAAAAAGAUCCUAUUAUUGAUAAUAGUCCCCACCCUUGUAAAAUUUAAUCUAGUCUAAUGCUCUUUUUAUCUCUUUCUUGUAUACCUUUUUUUUUUUUUUUAAUUUUUUAAUGGUUUUUUAGGUUUGAGUUAGAAGUAAAAAUGUGAACUUUUUUAUGUAGUGGGAAGUUUUGACCCUUUUGCUUUUUCAUCUUGAAAGGUUCACCCAUGUAAGCGAAUGGGGAAGUGUGGCCUAGUUUCUCAAAAAAGGUUUGAAAGAAACAAAAGGCCUUUUGUCAUCUUCUUUGUAUUUUACUAUUUGUUUAUAUACUCCACUCUUUGGAGUACUGUCACUCAAUGGAUAAUUAAAUGUGUCCAAUUUGCAACCAA
Molecule: messenger RNA, 1638 nt
Organism: Lycium ferocissimum
Lineage: Eukaryota; Viridiplantae; Streptophyta; Magnoliopsida; Solanales; Solanaceae
Product: protein neprosin-like
Exons: 7
Coding region: 1-1251 (416 amino acids)
Source: RefSeq, a predicted model, not a curated record